This is a messenger RNA of Caenorhabditis elegans, 978 nucleotides long. It is a transcript of the gene srd-13, whose product is annotated as G_PROTEIN_RECEP_F1_2 domain-containing protein. Gene Ontology annotation, cellular component: membrane. The record is from RefSeq and is marked reviewed. Lineage: Eukaryota; Metazoa; Nematoda; Chromadorea; Rhabditida; Rhabditidae. The transcript is spliced from 3 exons. Bases 1 to 978 code for a protein of 325 amino acids.
AUGAUUGACUUCUCAGUAGUCUUCUCCUAUGCUCAUGGAGUUAUUGCAAUAUGUGGAAUGCUUUUCAAUGCUUUGUUAACAUACUUGGCAUUGUUCCAAACUCCACGUGUCAUCAAGUCAUACGCCACGUUGAUCGUCAAUUUUGCAAUCACUGAUUUUUGUGCCUGUCUCUUUGAUUUUUUCGUUCAACAACGACUGAUCCCAUCGGAUUUAUCACUUGCCUACAUUUCAAAUGGUUUUUGCCAUCAUUUUGGACCAACUACGUGUUAUGUCGGCUACAGUCUGAUGCUUCAUUGUUUUUCCCACUCCCUUUGGUCUUUGCUACUUUCCUUUUCAUACCGUUGUUAUAUUCUUUACAAACCAGCUCCAACUCGUCCUGUUCUUGUACUUAUCAUAUUCUUGAUCUACACACCUUCUCUGUUACAAUUUGUUUCAUUUCUCUGGGCACAGGACGAUCCAGAUGAAAUGCGAGAAAUUCUCACUAAACAUUUCCCGGCAUAUAAUUUGACAGAGCAUACUGUAUAUGGAACAAAAAAUAUUAUUUGCUUCUCAGCACUUUUUACAAUUCUUCAUAUGACUCUACCAAUUACUCCGGUUUACAUUUGUAUUUUAAUUUUAAGGAGGAAAAUUACAUCAAGAUUAAGUGUCAAUGGUGUUAAUAUCACAAAGGAGACAAGAAAUAUGCAUUCUCAACUACUAAUGGCCCUAACCUAUCAAGCAGCAAUACCUGGUUUCUACUUGUUCGGAGUAACAUCUUAUGCCAUUGGGCAAUUUGGAAUUUACAAUCAUCCAGCUCUUGAAUACUUUACAUUUUCGUCAUUUCUCUUGAUUCCACUUCUUUCUCCACUAGCUUCUUUUAUUUUUGUUACUCCGUACCGGCGAUUUAUCAUGCACUACUUUUUCAAAACGACUCGUGUUGAACCUGGAGAAUCAUCUUUAACACGUAAUAUCUAUACUAGCAAUGCUUAUACUGGGUAA